Molecule: messenger RNA, 2655 nt
Organism: Pseudozyma hubeiensis SY62
Lineage: Eukaryota; Fungi; Basidiomycota; Ustilaginomycetes; Ustilaginales; Ustilaginaceae
Product: Ulp1 protease
Exons: 1
Coding region: 1-2655 (884 amino acids)
Biological process (GO): protein desumoylation
Cellular component (GO): nucleus
Molecular function (GO): deSUMOylase activity
Source: RefSeq, a predicted model, not a curated record
AUGCCUCUGAAGCGAGGGCGCUCGGCGCUUGAUGCAGCAUCCCAGAUACCGUCCGCAUCUUCCUCUUCAUCCGCCAACGGCAGCAGCUUAGGCUCAGCUUCCGCCAAUACCUCGCAGUCCGAAAUCAAGCCAGCAGGCUUCCUCAAGAGGAGCCUCAACGGACUCGUCUCCGCACUAUCGCCCUCCAACAAGCGACCAAAGACCAACGCAGACCCAGAGUCGCACGGUCACCUUCUGUUGACGUCGUCCAUCAUGCCGUCAAAUUCAUCGUCGCCUACGCCUCCCGAGCGCCAACUGCUCACUUCUACUCCAACCAAACUUGCUUCGGCGGCAGCGGCAGCUGACACCACAGAUACACCCUCCUCGCUUCAAUCGCACGAAGUCGCCAUCCGCGAUCCACUUGGCCGCACGUUUAAAGUUCCGUCCCCUUCCACAUCGUCUGCUGUCAUCACAGAUACCCGCAGCUCAUCAGAGGAAGCUGCAGAAGUCCCCCUUCAGCAAAACACCUCUCCACCCUCUAGCCCUAGCUUGCCAGUCGAGCCCUUCGAGCCUAGCCAUGAUGCGGAAUCAAUAUCAACAACUGCCGCUGAGUCGGUCCAAGCCGAAACAUCAACGGCAAACUCGAUCGCAACAAGGGCCGAAGCAACGAUCCCCACCGAUGAAGAUGUAGAGCACAUCCAGGCCAUCGCAGAUGCAAAGGUCGGAGAGCACAUCGAAGGCUUGAUAGAUUGGAACGGACAUCUCAGCAUGGACGAGCCACAGCCAUCGAGCGCUAGUGACUUUGACAUCGAUCAAGUCACCACCGACGCGUCAAAACCGGACGACAAGACUGCUUCUUUGCACCGUCCUGCUGACGACAUUGUCGAUUUGGUCUCCGACUCGGAAGAAAGCGGUUCGGACAAAGAAGACCCGGACAAAGAGAAUGAUAUGUCCCUGGCCAGCGCUACACCACGCCUGGAUUCCAACUCGGGUCUGGAGCCCCUGGCAUCUCAAGACGCCCUUGCAAAGCCAUCUCGCUCCUCUCAAUCGAGAUAUUCUCUGGCCGGCCCGAUGGCCCACAAGUCCUUGUAUAAAUACCGCCAAGAUCGCCAAAGCACAUCUGGGGCCGAUUCAUCAUUCAUGUCGAACAGCCUUGAAGCAGCCGACACAACUGCGACAGAGAUGGUCAACAGCAUCGGCCGUCAGACUCGCUUCGUUCAGCCUGGCCGUCGAAGCAUACAGCACGGCUCAACUCCUCUUCGACCCGAACGACCAUCUGCGCCUGACCGCUCCGCGUCCUUCAGCAGCAAUGUAUCAAACUUCUCAGCCACGACACCCGCACGCGUAUCACACGACUCUUUAUAUCGCAAACGGAAUCCCAUCUACAGCAAAAAGCACCUCCAGCAAGUCUCUACUCACAAUAGGCAAAGCAUGAAGCGCGCUAUCGAGCAGGCCCUCACGCGCAUGCGUCGCCUCAGGCUGUCGGGCCGCAAAAUCGAUCCCAGUCAGAAGCUCGAGCUAGCUGCAAAAACCUUCAAGGUGCACCAGCUUGUUGCUGAAGAUAACGUCAACGAUGCCAGGGGCGAUUUGCUGAAGGCCUUAGCACAGAGGUAUGAGUAUAUGCGACAAAAGCAGCGCGAUGCCGAGACCGCCAUCUUGCCCCUCCCGCAGGUCAAAUUGCUCGAGAGAGAGAGGCUUAGGAGGGAGGAGAAGGCGAAGUGGCGCAAACUCAGACGCAUCCUUGGCAGAAAGGAGCUUCCGGAUACUUUGGGUGUUGAGGAAGAGCAGGCGGUUACUUCGGUCUUCAGCAAACGCGGCGUCAUCUCCGAGAUCACGGGCGCAGCCGUAUCGGACGCGGACGUGCAAAAGCUACGUCCAAGACAGUGGUUGAACGACGAGGUGAUCAACUUUUACGGUGCGCUCAUCCUCAUUCGUGCCAACGAGGCGGACAAGAAGCGUACCCAAGCGAUUGCUGCUGCAAAAGACGCACCAGCGGAAGCUGACGGCAAGCCGAACGGCAAGGGCGGUAAAGGCAAACCUAAACGACCCUACGACGAGUCGCUGGAUGCGUUCUGGCGGGUGCACUACUUUUCGUCCUUUUUCUGGUCCAACCUCAAGAGCAAAGGGUUCGACGGUGUAAAACGCUGGACGCGUCGCAUCGACAUCUUCUCCAAAGACCUCAUCCUGUUCCCCAUCAACCUCGGCAACGCACACUGGGUCUGCGGUGUCAUCAACAUGCGCAAGCACCGUUUCGAGUACUACGACUCGAUGGGUGCGCACAACCAGGCCGCCUUCAACCUCAUGCGCACCUAUCUGACUGAAGAGGCGCGCGACAAGAAGAAGAAGGAGAUCGAUCUGCGAGGCUGGAAGGACGUGUUCAGCGACGACAGUCCGCAGCAGGAGAACAGCUACGAUUGCGGCGUGUUUGCUGCUCAGACGUUGGAGCAGGUUAGUAGGCGCGAUCCGCACACGCCAAUUCCGCUCGAGGCGCCGAGGGUGACGUGGAAGGGCGAGAGCCUGGAUGAGGGCGCGGGCAAGUUGAGCAUCGGCGGUGCGGGAGGUGACGAUAGUGACGAUGAGGGGGAGGAGUACGAGUGGAACUUUGGUCAGCAGAAUAUGCCGUAUUUGCGCAGGAGGAUGGCGUACGAGAUCUACUCGAAGCACCUGCUUGAUUAG